Molecule: messenger RNA, 2010 nt
Organism: Debaryomyces hansenii CBS767
Lineage: Eukaryota; Fungi; Ascomycota; Pichiomycetes; Serinales; Debaryomycetaceae
Gene: DPB2
Product: DNA polymerase epsilon noncatalytic subunit
Exons: 1
Coding region: 1-2010 (669 amino acids)
Biological process (GO): DNA-templated DNA replication; error-prone translesion synthesis
Cellular component (GO): epsilon DNA polymerase complex
Molecular function (GO): DNA binding
Source: RefSeq, a predicted model, not a curated record
AUGGAAAACCCCAGUGCAUUGCCUAUAAAGCUUCAGCCUUCAAAUCUAAGACCUAUAGCUUAUAGGAUCUUGUCGAAAAAACAUGGUUUAAAUAUUCAAACCGACGCAUUGAAAUUACUAACAGAUGCCGUUAGUUACAAGUUUGGAUUUGAUUGGAAAAGCACACAAUCUCAACAGUUUCUAGAAGAAAUAGCCAAAAUAUGGAAGAAGCAAGAUAGGGGUAUAUUCAUUGAUGGACCAGGAUUGAAACAAGUAAUCAAAGAACUUUCAGAUAGGAAUACCAACCAGAUAUCCACUAGAAAUGGUUCUGCUGACAACUUAGCGAAGAAGGCCGAAAGAUCAGAUACGUUGGUUGACAAUGAUGCAGAGAAUGAACCUGUAAAUAAUGCAGAAAAUACAUUGAAUUGGCAAGAUUAUUUCAAAGUAAUUAAUCCUGAUGAACAGCCUAAUUAUAAAUACGACAAGCAUAGAAAACAACUUAGUUUUAUUCCCAGUACAAAUGCUAAGAGGUUAGCAAAUAAUCUUAAUUCGAAUGUUGAUUAUUUCAACAAUAGAUAUCAUUUAAUAUCCGAUAGGUUAUCAAGAAAUGAAAAUUUCCAAAAGCCAUCGUUUUCUAGUAUUUCCUCCAUUAGCAAAUCCUUAAGUCAUAAUAAUAAAACCAAUGAAAUCACUUUAAUUAAGAACGUGCUUGGUAGAGAUGGAUCAAAAUUCAUCUUGUUUGGUUUACUAUCAAAGAAUGCUAACGACGAUUUUAUCUUGGAGGAUUCUACGGAUCAUAUUGAGUUAAACUUAACCCAAGCUUACAAAACCGAAGGAUCAUUCUAUUGUCCCGGUAUGUUUGUCAUUGUAGAAGGUAUUUAUUCGGCUUCAGGGGGUUCCAUGUCCAAUGCGAACGUUAUUGGUGGAUGUUUUCAUGUCAGUAACAUUGGUCAUCCACCGGCAGAGAGGAGGGAGCUAAGCAUGGAAAAUUAUGGAAACCUAGACUUUAUGGGAAUAAACAGAGAUAAUGAUACUAAUAACAACGAUAAUCAUAUACUAAGAGUUAAUAAAUCACUCAAGAAAAAGUUAGUAAGUCUAGAAAAAACCCUAGUAAACCAUAAACUAAUCAUAUUGGGUUCGGAUUGUUUCCUUGAUGACCUCAAAAUAUUAGAUGGGAUAAAGAAGCUCUUUGGAAAGAUUGAAAGUUCCUUAAUAGACGACGAAACAAACCAGCCACUAGUCAUAGUUCUUAUUGGAUCAUUUACAUCAAACCCGUUGACACCUACUAAUUCAUCUGUUGCCAACGUAUCUAACACUGAAAAUUAUAAAAGUAAUUUUGAUAACUUGAGUAAUAUUUUAUCGAACUUCCCAAAUAUUGUGCAGAAGGUGAAGAUUGCGUUAAUACCCGGCAUUAAUGACCCAUGGCAAUCGUCCCAUUCAUUGGGAGGGUCAAACCUUAAUGCAUUCCCCCAAAGAUCCAUACCUAAAAUAUUUACAAAUAGGUUAGAAAGAUUAUUGCCAAAGGGUAACUUAAUAGCUGGAUGGAAUCCACUUAGAAUCAACUAUUUAUCCCAGGAAAUAGUAUUAAUGAAAGACGAUAUCAUCAACAAGUUCAAAAGAAAUGAUAUAAUUUUCUCAAACGACUUAGAAUUGGAACAACUAAAGCUACAAAAAGAUAAGAACGAUGAUGGUCUAAUCCAUGCAACAGACAUUAAUACGAAGGAGCCUCACAUAUCUCCAAAAAUCAAGCAGGCAAGAAAGUUGGUGAAAACUAUAUUAGACCAAGGUAACUUACAACCAUUCUUGAAAGACAUCCGUAUCAUUAAUACCAAUUUCGAUUAUUCUUUGAGAAUUGAGCCGUUACCAACCAUAUUGAUAUUAAAUGAUGCAACCUUCCCUACUUUUGAAGUUACAUACAACGGCUGUAAGGUUAUUAACACUGGUAAAUUAGUCGGUAAUAAUAGAAAGCUCUCUUUUGUUGAAUAUUUCCCCAGUGGUAAGAAAUUCGAGUUCAAAGAGGUAUAUUUUUAG